Malania oleifera is the source of this 2125-nucleotide messenger RNA. RefSeq names its product protein DAMAGED DNA-BINDING 2. Gene Ontology annotation, cellular component: nucleus; Cul4-RING E3 ubiquitin ligase complex. Gene Ontology annotation, biological process: DNA repair; response to UV. Gene Ontology annotation, molecular function: damaged DNA binding; protein binding. The transcript is spliced from 11 exons. NCBI's taxonomy places the organism in Eukaryota, Viridiplantae, Streptophyta, Magnoliopsida, Santalales, Ximeniaceae. Bases 116 to 1792 code for a protein of 558 amino acids. The record is from RefSeq and is a predicted model, not a curated record.
ACAAGAGACAGUUGCCUUUGCGAUUUCAGCCCUCAAUUCUUCUCUUCUUCUUCUUCUUCUUCGGCUCUUCGUCUCCACUGCAACUGGAACUGAAGUUUCUUAACACUUUCCUAAAAUGCCCCCCGAAACCAGAAGAAUGUCAUUUCCGAAAGUCGUCAUCGAGAGAGAAACGGAUUCCGAAGAAAGUUCGUCGGAAGAAGAAGAAGAAGAAGAAGGAGAAGGAGAAGAACACGAAGAGGAAGAAGAAGCUCCAGAUACUGAUAAGGGAAAGGCUGAAGAGGCUUCGGAUUCAAAGAAGAAAGGGAAAGCGCCUAUUACGAUUAGUCUGAAGAAAGUUUGCAAAGUUUGUAAGCGAACGGGUCAUGAAGCAGGGUUCAAGGGGGCUACUUACAUUGAUUGCCCAAUGAAGCCCUGUUUUCUGUGCAAAAUGCCUGGUCACACCACAAUGAGUUGCCCACACCGAGUAGCUACGGAGCAUGGGGUCACCCCAGCACCUCAUAGAAACACUCGAAACUCAUUGGAGUAUGUCUUGGAACGGCAGCUCAGAACCAAAAUUCCUAUUAUCAAACCAGCUUUUGUAAUCCCUGAUCAAGUCAAUUGCGCAGCUGUCAGAUAUCAUAGUAGACGGGUGACUUGCUUGGAGUUCCAUCCAACAAACAAUAACAUUCUGUUAUCAGGGGAUAAGAAAGGACAACUUGGAGUUUGGGAUUAUGUUAGGGUAUAUGAGAAGACAGUGUAUGAAAAUAUACACAGCUGCAUUCUUAAUAACAUGAGGUUCAAUCCCUCGAAUGAUGGAACAAUAUAUGCUGCAUCCUCAGAUGGAACCAUCAGUUGCACCGACUUGGAAACUGGAAUUUCAUCAUCAUUGAUGGACGUUAAUCCUGAUGGAUAUCAGGGUCCAAGUAGUUGGAAGAUGCUUUAUGGCAUGGAUACUAACUCAGAGAGAGGUCUUGUGCUUGUUGCAGAUAACUUUGGGUUUCUCUACUUGGUGGACACUCGGUCCAAUACCAAAACUGGGGAAGCUAUUUUGAUACAUAAGAAAGGGAGCAAAGUUACUGGGCUCCACUGUAAUCCUCUUCAUCCAGAUCUUUUUUUAAGUUGUGGGAAUGAUCACUUUGCUCGUAUAUGGGAUAUGCGACGAUUAGAAGGAGGGUCUUUUCUUCAUGAUCUUGCACACAACCGUGUUGUUAGCUCUGCCUAUUUCUCUCCACAGUCAGGUAGAAAAAUUCUGACUACAUCGCAGGACAACCGUCUUCGUGUAUGGGAUUAUAUCUUUGGAAAUUUGGAUUAUCCAAGCCGAGAAAUUGUACACAGUCAUGACUUCAAUAGACAUUUGACUCCUUUUCGAGCUGAAUGGGAUCCAAAGGACCCAUCAGAGUCUCUUGUAGUUAUUGGUCGCUACAUAAGUGAAAAUUAUAAUGGAACUGCUUUGCAUCCUGUUGAUUUUAUCGACAUCACUACUGGCCAACUAGUUGCCGAGGUCAUGGACCCAAACAUCACAACUAUCAGUCCUGUGAACAAGCUACAUCCACGGGAUGAUAUUUUAGCAUCUGGUAGUUCAAGGUCUCUCUUCAUUUGGAGGCCCAAGGACAAAUCAGAGUUUGGGCAGAAGAAUGAGAGGAAGAUUGUACUUUGUGGAGGAGCCGAGAAGAAACAGAAGAAGAAGUUUGGGGGUGACAGUGAUGAUUCUGAUGAUGAGAUGUUCAGAUCGAAAGGGAAAAACUCAAACUCAAGGUUGAAGAAACCAAUGUCGAAAUCAAGCCGCCGCAGUAGUCUGAAGAAAAAAACUUAACCCUUUGGAAGGCGCAAUGGUGUACAUUUCAGUAGGGCGGGAAUAGGGAAAGCAAAUUUUGGUCUGUGAAUUUGUAAUUGUGUGAGUUUUGAUUAACUUCAAUAUAAAAUCGCAUGGAAUUUAGUUUUAAGUUCACACAGUUUCAUAUUCACAUGUACAUUUUCUGAGGCAACAUAUAUUAUUUUCGUCUCCUUACUGGUUGAUUACGUAGCUAGCUUGCUAUGCCCAUUUUACUUUCUCCUGAGUUCUGUAACCUAGAAUGGGAAUAUGUAUACCUCAAAUGUAUCAUUCACUCUGUUUUUUCAUAAAUGUAAGUUCCAAGGUUUGUAGUAA